AUGACUGAUGAAUUAGUGGAGAUGACAGAAGGAGAAAAAUUGUUAUUGAAAAGGGAGCAACAACGUAAGAAGCGUGAGAGUCUUGCUGCGUUUCGAGUUCAGGAACUGCAUCGCAAAAGAAAAUAUCACGAUGAAAAGCGAAUAGAAAAAAUGAAGAAUAACUCAAACACUUUAAACGAUAUUGUUGAAAAAUCACCAUCAAAUGUUGAUAUUGAAGAACCGUUGAGUAAAAGACGAAAAUUAAAUAAAAAUAUUAAUGAGGGAUUAAUAGAACCUGACAGUGAAAUUGCAAAAAAUUGUGAAGCAGUAAAUGUUAAUCCUGAAAACACGAAUAAUUUAAAAGUACAAGUUUCGAAAGAUCACUCAUUUAAUGAAAAUGGAGAACACUCUUGUCAAUAUGAGAGUCAAAAUGAUUCAAAUAAGCUAAUCAUAUCAAAUCCUGAUCUCGAUAGGACGAAGUCUUACAAAAAUAAGAAGCAAAAUAUUAUUGAACGCCUAAAUAAAACAAUCAAACUUACAAGAGCUAGAGAAGAAAAAUUACGUCGCGAAAAUAAAAAACUGAAUGAAGUUAUAAAGAGGAAAAAUGCAACGAUAAGUAAAUGGAAAAUGAAAUAUCAUAGGUUACUAAAUAAAAAUGAAGAUAAUGUCCUAAAAAGCGUUAAGAAAAUUGAGCAUAAAGGGUCCAAGGAAAUUAGAAAAAAAUUGUUCCUUCAUGAGGCAUUUAUUCAACAAUUAAAAGAAAAACAAUUGUCAUUGAAGGGCGAGAAAGAACGAUCAGUUUUCUCACAAUGUUUAGCAGGCAAAGUGUUAAAGAAAUACAGACUCAUGAAUAGCAUGAAACACUUAGUCUCUACAAAGACUCAAAAGAAAUACGCAAACUCGAAAUCACUUAAUUUUGAAAAGUCUCGUACUAAAAAAAUUGCUACAAAAGCACAAAUACUGGAACGCGUUCAAAAAUUUUAA
Leptopilina heterotoma is the source of this 963-nucleotide messenger RNA. RefSeq names its product reticulocyte-binding protein 2 homolog a-like. The coding region runs from base 1 to 963 and encodes 320 amino acids. The transcript is spliced from 4 exons. The record is from RefSeq and is a predicted model, not a curated record. Lineage: Eukaryota; Metazoa; Arthropoda; Insecta; Hymenoptera; Figitidae.